CUCCAGUGACAGCGCUAAAUGUAACUGAUGUAGUUUAUUUGCAGUGAUGGAGGCGACGCUCGGUGAAUGAGAAACCCAGUCGUUAGCUGCAGUAGUUAGCCUGCCCCCAGUACCUGCUCCCAGCCCCCCGGAAGCUCCAGGUGACUGUCUGAAUGAAGCUCGCGGUUCAUACCCCCCACAGAGACUGUCUGCCCCCCAACCUACAUUUGUUAAAGAGUAAACUGAAGAGGAGUUAUUCAUAAAAACCGAAUAAAAAUGCAGAGCACCACAACAAAAGUCAGUGGUCAGACACCAUCAGAUCUGAAGGAGCUCAUAGUUCCCAGUUACCCCAUUAGAACACUGUGCUCCCAGAGCUCAGCCUUACUGUGGUUCCUGGAGUCUCCAAAGGAGUCAGGAUCCUUCAGCUCUCAGGCUCCUCUGCUGGGACUCAGACCCCCUCUCCAUGUUUCAGUCCUGUGAUUAGUCUUAUUAUCGUUAGCUCUGCUCUCUGUGGAUCAUAUUCUACAGUUUGCUCUGAACCUGCUCUGUAUGAAAAGUGACCUGAGGUAACUUCUGUUCAGAGUCAGUUCUAUGGAAGUAAAACUGACUUGGUUGAAGUGUGGACCUGUCGUUCGCUCAGUUCACAUCAGUCCUCCAUCCUCGUACAGCAGGUCAAAGAAGAGGGUCCACACAGAGGAACUGAGAUUCUCUUUAAAUCAGUCACCUAAUGAAAAGAGUAGAAUCCUGUUUCCCUUCAUUGAUUAUGGAGAAUUGACUCUUCCAGCAUCUGGAAGCUUAACAUCUUUCACAGAAUCUCAUUCCACCUCUGCUGCUUUUAAUUUCAUCUCCUUUAUUUUUGUUGGUUUGAGUCUCAUUCAUUUUUGAUUUGAUCUUUGAAUCUUUAUCACCAUGAUGAUAUUUAACCAGCCUGUUCCACCACUGAUGGAUCAACCUGUGCCUAUCAUCAACCGGAAGCCGCGGCGGUGGUUGUUCAGUGUGACCUGACACUUCAGAUCAGAGCUGAGUUUCUCCUCCCAGAGCUCCCAGUCUGACCGAAACCUGCUCCGGACUGUACUGGAUUAUUUCCCGGGACAGGAAGCCGCAGAAGCCUCCGAGACCAGGACAGAGACCGGGACAGAGACCAGAAAGCAGAGCGGGUCAGAGCCAGGUGUGGGUGUGGGCGUGUCCCUGGCAGGUGGAGGUGACACCUGUUGAAUCAUGAAGCUACAGGAGAUGGACAGCCGCCGUCUGUCCCAGCUGUAGGUCAGUGAUGGCCGUGGCGUUUCCUGGAUGUGGAGGAGACGACGUCAGAUCCGGACUCCAUGUUGGUCGUCAUGGCCUCGCUGGAUGGGAGCACGCCAGUUGAGACUCUUCUGGCAGCGAUCCAUUUGGAGAGGUACCUGGACACCUUCUGUCGAGCUGGACUCCUAUUGGCUAGAGACUUCACACACCUGGAUCAUGACGCCCUUGUCAGUCUGGGUAUAACCGCCACGGGACACAGGAAGAGAAUACUACGAUUGGUUGGUCACAUUCAGAGGACAGAAGCUCAGAGAACCAAUCAGAGAGCAGCGUCUGACCUGCCACGUGACCGCUGUCAAUCUGUGACGGACGGUUCUUCAUCAGAGCGCGUUCGGUCUGCGGGACCCGUUAGCUUCGAGGCGUUCAGGAACAGUUCAGCUCCGAACCUCGGCGCCAUGCUGACAAACUCAGAAUCCAGCAGCAGCCGAGCUGUGGUGAAGCCGGUUCCCAAACCCAGAACCGUCUUCAACCGCCGCAGGACUGCACCCGUCCACUUCUGCCCAGCACCAGACCCUGCACCGCCCCCGCCUCGGAGGCUCUCCCAGGAAUCCAUUUGUUUUACUGUGUUAGAGGGUUUGACCUCAGGGGACACGCCCACACAUGACGACAGACUGACCUCCGAUCUCGGCGACAGGUCGACUUCGGUCAGCCGCAGACCGAGCCAGGCGGAGAGGACCAGGCCCAGUCGUAGCUUGUCUCUGUCAGACGCCGGGGGAUUGUUACCUCCAGUUCCCCCAAGGCUGAACCGUGGGGUCCCCCCCUCAGUAUUCCCGGGGUCCCCACCCUCUUCUUCUUCUUCUUCACCUGUACAAACCGAGCAGAACCAGGCUUUGUCCUUAUUGACUUCCUGUCCUGGUAGCUUUGACAGCAGCAGACUCUCUGGCUCCUCACCCUCCAUUUCUCCCCGAGGAGGUGGGAUGGAGAUGGUCUCCAAUGAGAUCUACUGGGGCACUUUGCCUGGAUGUGCUGCCCCCGGUGGAGGGAGGAGUUACUGCAGCCAACAGUCUGCUCCUCCGACUCCACCCAGACACACCCCUGAGAGAAACAGUGGCAGCACUUUAAGUAACAACUCUUCAGGAUCAGCCAGAGCUUCCACAGAUGACCCCGAGGAGGAGAUCAGCCCGUACUGUGAGACUGUUUUCCAGACCAGAAGAAAUCCACACGUCUCUGAGAGUGAGAGACGCAGACUGGAAGGAAGAGAGACGAGGACGGACGAGGACAAACAUGCAGAGGAUCAUGGGUGUCAGAAGUUCUCCUGGACGAAGCGUUUGUCUCAGGCUCUUCACUCCGGAGACUCUCAGGGUUAUAGCACCGUCGGAGAAGCUCCACCCCCCCUCCGCUGCCUCACCCUGCCCACCCACACCUUCCUCUCAGACACAGACGAAGACCUGACCAUCUCCCCCUACGCCAGCUACACCUCCCUGACCGAGAGAGCCCCACCCAUCAUCAGCGGCUGGUUGGACAAGCUGUCUCCGCAGGGGAACUACGUUUUCCAGAAGCGCUAUGUGAAAUUUGACGGCAAAAAUCUGAUGUACUUCGGCAGCGAGAAGGACGUCUACCCCAAAGGAGUGAUCCCAUUGGCUGCCAUCCAGAUGGCCCGCCCAUCCAAAGACAAUAAAUUUGAAAUAGUGACGAGUCAGAGGAUCUUUGUUUUCAGGACUGAUAAUGAAGUGCUGAAGCGGCGCUGGGUGUCCACGCUGCAGGAGCACGUCAGAGAUCAGCUGGUGUUCGGUCGGCGGCGUUUCGGUCCUGGAUCUCACUGUCAGAAACACGGAGUCCUGGAACUGAAAGGAACCAAGUCCAAAGUGUACGCCGCCAUCAACACGGACCAGAUCUGGCUCUACAAGAGUGAACAGUGUUUUCGUAACGGAAUCGGCAUCACGGUGAUCGAAGCUCGAGGAGCGACAAUCAGAGACGGAAAACACAAGAGCUUCGACCUCAUCACGCCGUACAAAACCUUCAGCUUCACGGCGGACUUGGACAGGGAGAAGCGGGACUGGAUGGAGGCCCUGCAGGAGUCGAUCGCAGAGACUCUGUCGGAUUACGAGGUGGCUGAGAAGAUCUGGUCCAACCGAUCCAACAGGAUGUGUGCCGACUGCAAGGCCCUGAACCCCGACUGGGCCUCCAUCAACCUGUGUGUGGUCAUCUGCAAGAACUGUGCAGGGCAGCACAGAGGACUGGGGACGAUGGUCUCUAAAGUUCAGAGUCUGAAGCUGGACACCAGCGUGUGGAGCAACGAGAUUGUCCAGCUGUUCAUUAUGCUGGGGAACGACCGGGCCAAUGAUUUCUGGGCGGCUCGUCUGUCCCUGUCGGAGGAGCUGGACUGUGACGCGUCACCUGAACACAGGAGAGAGUUCAUCACCCAGAAAUACAGAGAGGGACGAUACCGCCUCCCCCACCCUGCGUUCAGCAGCCAGGAGGAGCUGCUCAAGGUCUUGUGUUCGGCGGUCUCUGAACAGACUCUUCUUAAAACCGUCACUCAGAUUUUCACGGAGGCGGAGUCAGCUCGUCUCGCCAACAACUCCAACUGCCAGCGACCCCAUGACCUGCUGGAUCACUGCACUGCAUCAGAUCCCAGUGUGUAUGAUGAGAUCAUGCAGCCUGUUCUUCACUCUGGUUACCUGUACAAGUCCAACUCUGUCAACAAAGGAACGCUGUCCAGGAAGACUCGGGAAGAUUUCCAGAAGUUCUGGUGUUCGGUGGAUCAGUCUCUGCUGUUCUACGAGUCGGACCGAUCGGCUGAUCCCUGCAUGCAGAUCAGCGUUAAAGACAUCGUCUGUCUGGGAGUCAGCCGACCCGACUCCUCCAACAACGGGUUCAUCGACAGGUUUCGUUACACCUUCGAGUUGUAUUUGACUUCAGAGAAACUUUAUCAGUUUGGUUUGGAGACGGCCGACACUCUGCACAGCUGGACCAAAGCCAUCGGAAAGGCUGCGACCCCCCUCAGCUGUCACUGUCUCCUGACUCGGGAGUUUGAGCGGGUCGGUCUGCUGCGGUACAGAGCCAUGUUGGACCCGCAGCAGUGGAAGGAGGCCUACUUCGUCCUGCAGAAGUCCAACCUCUUCGUUUGUCCUCGAAACGACGGAGCAGCAGAGGACAUCAUCAAUCUGAACCGCCUGCAGGAGCUCAGUAUCACGUCUGAGAACGAGAACCACGAGAAGAAAGACAUCCUGGUUUUAGUAGAAAAGGGCAGGACGCUCCACCUGCAGGGGGUCGGCCGCACAGAUUUCUCUCUGUGGUACUCGGACAUCCAGCGAGCGGCCGGCGGCAAAGGAAACACCCUGAGAGAACAGCAACUGAGCAGGAACGACAUCCCCAUCAUCGUGGACAGCUGCAUCUCCUUCAUCACUCAGUAUGGUCUGGGUCACGAGGGGAUCUACAGGAAGAACGGCGCCAAAUCCAGGAUCAAACUGCUGAUGGACGAGUUUCGCAAAGACGCUCGAAACGUCAAACUGCGGAUCGGAGACCACUUCAUCGAGGACGUGACGGAUGUCCUGAAGAGGUUCUUCAGAGAGGUGGACGACCCCAUCUUCAUGGCCGACCUCCACCCGCUGUGGCAGGAGGCUGCCAAAAUCCCUCAGGAGAGCCAGAGGCUGGACCGCUACAAGGAAAUCAUCCGAAGUCUUCCUCGGGUCAACAGGACGACUCUGGCGGCUCUCAUCAGUCACCUGUACAGGGUCCAGAAAUGUGCCGACCUGAACCAGAUGUGCACGAAGAACCUGUCGCUGCUGUUCGCUCCCAGUCUGUUUCAGACCGACGGGAAAGGAGAACACGAGGUGAAGAUCGUGGAGGAUCUGAUAGACAACUACCUGUACGUCUUCGAUAUCGACGAGGAGCAUCAGACCCAGAUCGAGCUGGAGAUCAGCCUCAUCACCACCUGGAAGGACACGCAGCUGUCUCAGGCCGGAGAUCUGAUCAUCGAGGUGUACCUGGAGGUGAAGAUGCCGGACAGCUGCCUGACCCUCAAAGUGUCUCCCACUAUGUGUGCUGAGGAGCUGACCAAUCAGGUUCUGUACAUGAGGAACGUCCCGGCGGGAGACAAAGACGUCUGGAUGACGUUUGAGGCCAUCGAGGAUGGACAGCUGGAGCGUCCAUUACACCCCAAAGAGAAAGUCCUGGAGCAGGCCCUGCAGUGGUGUAAGAUGUCCGACCCGAGCUCGGCCUACCUGGUGGUGAAGAGAGUUCCUAAAGGAGAAGGCAUCAACAUCCUCACCUCCUAUAAGAGUGAGAUCAUGAAGAUCGGCCUGCUCAGGUGUCGUGAGGAACCUCCGAAGCUUCUUCAGGGGAACAAGUUCCAGGAGAGGACGUUUCAGAUCAAAGAUCACAAGCUGCUGCUGCUCAAAGACAAGAAGAGCAUCAAACCGGAGAAGGAGUGGUCUCUGAAGUCCAUGAAGGUCUACAUCGGCGUCCGUAGGAAACUGAAAGCUCCGACCAGGUGGGGCUUCACCGUGAUGUCAGAGAAACACCAGUUGUACCUGUGUUGCAGCUGUGAGGCCGACCUGUGGAGCUGGAUCACCAGCUUCCUCAAAGCUCAGAACGAUGACCCUGGUCCUCCGGUGCUGAGGCGUCACUCCUCGUCAGAUAUCUCCAAACAGAAGUUUGGGACGAUGCCGCUCGUCCCCAUCAGAGGAGACGAGAGCAACAACAACAUGCUGUCGGCCAAUCAGACGCUGAGAAAGUUACACGACAGGAGGACCCUCUCCAUGUACUUUCCCAUGAAGGUGCAGCAGGACUCAUUCGAGGAACGUUCAGAGUCCCCUGAUCUCCACGAGCCGCUCUACGAGGAGGUCGGAGACUUCGGCCUGCAGGUCCUUAAAUCUCUGGAGACCAGCUUCCGGACCAGCUGCGCUGCAGAGACCCAGGAGGUCCCGGACCUCCCGCCGCUCAGGCUCGUUCCUGAAACUGGACAUCUGGAUCACGUGACCGUCCCCGACCCGGCCCGGGCGGUCGGCGGCUCCGUGGAGACUCUGGAGCAGAGCGGCAGCAAUGGAGGUGGAGCAGGUGACGGAGAAGCGGACUGCAGCUCUCCAGACCUGAGCGCCGCCCGGGAGCCUGCGGUGAGGAGGAGGCAGCAGCUGCAGGGAGUCUGUACACCGUCACAGGAACUGCUGCUGCAGGAGCUGUCCUCUGCUUUCACCAGGAAGACUGAGGACGAGGACGAGAGGCCGUAUGACGUCUGAGAAACAGGACUGAAGAGGUUUCCAUAAUGUUCAGGUUCAUACAGAGUCUGUAGUCGGGGGGUGGGGGGGUGGAGGGGGGGACAGAUGGACAGACAUGAAGCACAUGAUCUUUACAGAGACCGAAGGACAAACAAAUCAGCAUUUGAAUUUCUGGUGACUGGACUCAGACCAGUCUGACGGUCCACCUGUCCUGUCCCUCUGAGACACAGCUCAGGCUCUGACUGGAUGAAUGUGAUCUGAUGAGGAGUCAACAGGUAGAUUCACCUGUCGUUGUCCAGCUGAAGGUUUACCCUCCUCACCUGACUCCUGUCAGUGUGAAGGAGCAGCGUCCCCUCGGCCUAUCAGAGUCACCCAAUCCUGUCAAACUCUGUCACCUGUGACGAGACCUGGAGACGCAGAGGACCAAGGUCUCAGGUUCGGUUUUCUGGAAACUAGAAGUGGUCCAAAGUUAUUUUCUAGAAAGGCCUGGAGUCCACGGUCCACUGUCCACUGUCCACUGUCCACAGUCCAUGGACAUCCUGACAGCUUGGACCUUGUGUCUGUAGUUACUGCUGUCUGACUGCAGGGGGCAGUGCAGGAAAACCUUUAAGUCUCCGUCCAGAUCAGACUCAAACCACGGACUCAGACGAGCUGAUGAAAAAGACAGGAAACGGACGGAUGGAGAGUUUUCAGCACGCUGAGGAGCAGCGGACUCUGUGAUUGGCUGAGAGGUCACCUGACUGCCACACCUGAGCACCGAACUGAAGCAGACUGUCAGUCCAGGAUCACACACACAUUUUUAUUCUUCUAAAGCCAAAGAACAGGAUGCAAAACAUCCCAUAAUACUCUGCCUCUGACUGUGUGUGUGUGUGUGUGUGUGUGUCAUUUAUCUAAAGAUAAAAAUAGAUUUCUGUGUAAAUCCAGUUUUUAUAGAAGCUCCAUGUAACUGUGACACUGCUGGUGUGAGUGUGGACCAUCAGACUGGUUCCACUGGUUUUAAUGGAAGGAGCCGGGGAUUGGCCUGUGGUGUUGGAUUAAAACACUCUGUUUCUGUCUGUAUUUUAACACUGAACGUUCUUUAACCUGAUCAUUGAUUAUUGAUUAUUGAUUAUUGAUGAAGAGCUGCUGUGGCUCAUCGUCAUCACUGGAUUCUAGUGGUUCACACGUGUUUCAGCCUCUUUGUGUUAAUUUAUUCCUGAAAGUUGGGAUGUGACAGGAUGUGAUGCUCAGAGUGAGCAGCAGGGGGCAGUGCUGACGUUCCCACCAGUCCUCCCACAGCGCAGCCGAAAUGGUCCCAGUAUGACAGUGGUCAGACUGGUUUGAUGGUGGUUGAUGUGUGUAGAUAUUUUCUCUCCUGAAGCUUCACAUGAAGGAAGAUAUUAAAUCUAUUUUGGU
Toxotes jaculatrix (banded archerfish) is the source of this 7832-nucleotide messenger RNA. It is a transcript of the gene arap3, whose product is annotated as ArfGAP with RhoGAP domain, ankyrin repeat and PH domain 3. Bases 1302 to 6458 code for a protein of 1718 amino acids. NCBI's taxonomy places the organism in Eukaryota, Metazoa, Chordata, Actinopteri, Toxotidae. Gene Ontology annotation, molecular function: protein binding; GTPase activator activity; phosphatidylinositol-3,4,5-trisphosphate binding. Gene Ontology annotation, biological process: positive regulation of GTPase activity; signal transduction. The record is from RefSeq and is a predicted model, not a curated record. The transcript is spliced from 37 exons.